AUGAAUGUUCGGAUCGAGGAACAAGUUGCAAUGUUAUUACAUACACUCGGGCAUAGUGUUCGUAACCGAGUAAUCCGAUUUAACUUUCAUCGCUCUGGUGAAACUGUUAGUAGGUACUUCAAAGCUGCAUUACAUGCUGUAGGGGAGUUACGUAAUGAAUUUAUCAAGCCUCCACCACCUGAAACUCCAUAUAAGAUUAAAUCAAGUAAUAGGUUCAUGCCCUUUUUCAAGGAUUGUAUUGGCGCGAUAGAUGGAACUCAUAUUAAAGCUAGGGUUCCAAAAGAGAACGAAGCCGCGUUUAGAGGAAGGAAACCAUACCCAACACAAAAUGUUUUAGCAGUAGUAGAUUUUGAUUUAAAAAUCACAUACGUGCUUGCUGGUUGGGAAGGUAAAUAUUAUCUAGCUGAUGGUGGCUAUUCCACACGAAAUGGUUUUAUUUCACCAUAUCGUGCCACAAGAUAUCACUUGAAGGAGUUCAGUUCUGUUCAACCUACAAAUUCAAAGGAGCUUUUUAAUCUACGGCAUUCCUCCUUACGCGCUACUGUAGAGCGUGCAUUUGGUUCCUUGAAAAACCAAGGUGGCGAUGAGUUCAUUCAAUCCGAAGAUGAAUGGGCUAGAAUGAGUCACUGUAGAAGAAGAUAUCAAGCAGCUAUAGAUGAUUCGCUAGAAUGGCUAGAUAAAAGAGAUGAAAUUGCUCAAUUCAUGUGGAGUCGCAUGCAAAAUGAUGGAUAUUAG
Dendrobium catenatum is the source of this 735-nucleotide messenger RNA. RefSeq lists its product as uncharacterized. The transcript has 4 exons. Lineage: Eukaryota; Viridiplantae; Streptophyta; Magnoliopsida; Asparagales; Orchidaceae. The record is from RefSeq and is a predicted model, not a curated record. Bases 1 to 735 code for a protein of 244 amino acids.